AUGCAUCUGCUAGUCAGCCAAAUAGUUGCCGUUUUGCUAGUCCGAAACACAAUAGGCGAAGAUUGUACGGUGCCAAGGACAAGUCGCAGCUAUCUCAACGAUACUUUCUCCACCAGUCAAAUCCUAUUGUCUGGCACUGUGGAACGAAUUACUGUUCUUGCUGGAGAACAAAAUUCAGUUGAGAGUUUAAAUAUCCGAAUCAAGAGAGUCUUCAAAGGUCGUGAGCUCGUCCAAUUUUCUUCUUAUAUCUACGUUCUUGUGCCGUCUCAAUACAAAUUUUGUCUAUCAGCUUUACUCCUUCACGACACUCGUGUUUUUGCAAUUUCUGCUAAUGGAAACAUUCUGAUGAUCUCUGCUCCUUUGAUUCCUAUCAAUCUCAAUGUGUUGGAUUCACUUCACUCGUUUACCUGGGGCCAAAAAAGCCCUUGCGAGGAUUUGCGAUGUGGUCCUGGAGAGGAUUGUGUCGUUUUUCAGAAAGAUGGCGUAAUGUCCGCGCAGUGCAUUUGUCCUACUACCUGUCCCUCUUAUGGUGACUCAGUAGAAUCGUCGCCAGUGUGCUCGUCUCAGGGAAUAGACUAUCCGUCCUGGUGUCACCUUAAGCAACAUGCUUGCCAUACACAAAUCAAUAUAACUGUUAGGUACUUUGGAGAAUGUGACCCAUGCGCUGGGGUGUCCUGUGCACGUGGGACCAGAUGUAAGCUGAACGCAGCACGCCGCCCCGAAUGCCGGUGUAGCGAACAAUGCGCGCUCACUUAUGAUCCCGUCUGCGCAGAUAAUGGACUUACGUAUGCAAACUCAAAAGAACGUAUAGUAACAUACCUCCAGAAAAGGCACUACACAGAUUCCCCAAAUCCAUGCGACAAUUUGGAGUGCGCUCAUCGCUCGCGAUGCCAAUUAUUUCCGAAUGGAACAGCCAUCUGCGUCUGUCCGCAGAAAUGUCCACUUUCGCUUACACCUGUCUGUGCUACGGAUGGAGUGACGUAUGACAAUGAGUGUGAAGUGCAUCGAAACGCUUGCAUUAAAAGAUCCCACAUAUCCGUGCGACAUCAAGGACCAUGCGGUGAGGGGUUGUGUGCAUCGUUUGCUUGUAAUGCACCACUCGAGUGCGUGGUUAAAGACGACAAACCUUCAUGUGUUUGUCCUCAGUGCACGGACGAACUUCGAGAGGUCUGCGCUAGUGAUGGCAGAACUUAUUCGAACGCAUGUAAAAUGAGAAAGGCGGCAUGCGAAGCUGGAGUCACUCUGUUUGUUAAGUACAACGGGAUUUGUGAAGGAUGCGUCAAGAAAAACUGUCAAUACUACUCAUUUUGCGUAGUCGAGAAUGGCAAGGAUCAACUUGUUCCUGUCUGUGGAACCGACGGAGUAACGUACUCUUCAGAGUGUCACCUUAGAAAGAGCGCAUGUCAGCAGAAGAAAUUUAUUGUGGUUGCAUUUGAAGGAAAGUGCGAUGCGUGCCUGAACGUUGAAUGCGGCUUCGGCGAAGAGUGUCGUGGGGGGAAGUGUAUGUGCUCUUACCAAUGUCCCUCAUCACCCCCUGCUUCGGCUCGUGUCUGUGGAGAGGACGGUAUUUUGUAUCUCUCGGACUGCCAUCGUCAAUUGGCUGCUUGUCAGCGAGGUUCACCGAUCCCUGUCGUGCCGCUGACUCGCUGUCACUCUGCUGUAGCUACGUUCAAUGAUGUCUGCCAGUGUCACAGUCUUGGUGCUUUGGGACCUUCUUGUAACAAAAACGGAAACUGCAGAUGCCGUGCAGGAGUUGGCGGAGAAAAAUGUGACCACUGCCUCCCCGGCUUCUGGGGUUUGCAUCUGAUUGCCACUGGAGCUCAGUCUUGCAAGCCUUGUGGAUGUUCUGCGUUUGGGUCGUCUAGGCCAGACUGUGAGCAGUCAACGGGACGGUGCGAGUGCUCUCGUGGUGCCCGCGGCAUGAAGUGUGAGAGCUGCGAUGUCGACUUCAUCAUGACAGCGUCAGGAUGCGUCGAGCGGGAAGAGUUUCACGCCCCUAGGUCUUGCUCCUCGUUGAAGUGUCAUCACGGAGCUAAGUGUGUCGAAUCUGAAGGAGGACUGCCCAACUGUGAAUGCCCCGAAAACUGUGCAGUGGACCAUCUAGGAAUAGUAGCGAAUAUGAGCAUAUGUGGGUCAGAUGGCGUUACUUACGAGGAUACCUGUCAGCUGCUACAGUUCGCUUGCAAGCAUCAGCUAGAUAUAGUCGCUAUUUCCCUCGGAAUCUGCUCGCAAGAAAUAGAUUCCACUGAGCCACGAGAAAGGAACAACAGACAGAGGGAGAACGUGGUCGAGGAUAGCUCCACGUGCACAUCAUUCAACUGUACAGCGGACACUUCGCUGAAUCUGGAUCUGGUGUCAGAUGGACUGCACAUUUAUAAGAUAGAAGAGAAGGGUCAUAGUCUGCGUAUGAAUAUCACAUUUACGAUGGUGCCACGCUCUUCGAACGGUGUGAUAAUUUCGGCAAAAAGUGACAGAGGAUCGUUCACACUGCGAUGUGAAAUGCGGAGAGUUGUAGCAGAUGGCAUCUCUUCUCGUGAGGGACUCGAAGAGCGUCGUACUUUUUUUGAAGGACUUCGUAACAAGUCUGACCAUUGGGUCGGCAGUCUUCCUGCGCUCACGUUUUCAACUAAGGGCUCUGGUUCAACGAUUGUCGUUGAAACGCAUCACGGCCUACCUAAUUUUGCUUUCCUUGGCAUAUGCGGCAGCGCCUCUGAUCCUCGCUUGUUGACGGUUCAACUAAAGAUCCAUAUUUCUGUACGUUUUAUCAAAUUUGGCCAGCAUCCGUUCCGCCUGAUUAAUGCUCGGUGUUAUAAGAACGGUGUCAUCAGCGAAACGUAG
Molecule: messenger RNA, 2838 nt
Organism: Necator americanus (New World hookworm)
Lineage: Eukaryota; Metazoa; Nematoda; Chromadorea; Rhabditida; Ancylostomatidae
Exons: 25
Coding region: 1-2838 (945 amino acids)
Biological process (GO): regulation of BMP signaling pathway; receptor clustering; G protein-coupled acetylcholine receptor signaling pathway
Molecular function (GO): collagen binding; calcium ion binding; laminin binding
Source: RefSeq, a predicted model, not a curated record